Colletotrichum destructivum is the source of this 561-nucleotide messenger RNA. RefSeq names its product Putative GNAT domain, acyl-CoA N-acyltransferase, N-alpha-acetyltransferase 30. Gene Ontology annotation, biological process: N-terminal peptidyl-methionine acetylation. Bases 1 to 561 code for a protein of 186 amino acids. Gene Ontology annotation, cellular component: NatC complex. The record is from RefSeq and is a predicted model, not a curated record. NCBI's taxonomy places the organism in Eukaryota, Fungi, Ascomycota, Sordariomycetes, Glomerellales, Glomerellaceae. The transcript has 2 exons. Gene Ontology annotation, molecular function: protein-N-terminal amino-acid acetyltransferase activity.
AUGGACGUUUCCAGCAUCACAUAUAUCCCCGCGGAUCUGCAGUACAUUCAAUAUGAGCAUGGUUUGGAAGCGGAAUAUCUCCCUGCCAUCCGCUCUUUGAUUGCAAAGGACUUGAGCGAACCUUACAGCAUAUAUGUCUAUCGAUAUUUCCUCUACCAAUGGGGCCACCUGUGCUUCAUGGCAUUGGACCCUUCAGACUCGUCACUCAUCGGCGUCAUUGUGUGCAAGCUGGAAGUACAUUCAUCUCACUCACCGCCAACGCGCCGUGGUUACAUCGCCAUGCUGGCCGUCGCCUCCCCAUAUCGUGGCAAGGGUAUCGCCACGUCCCUCGUCAAGAGAGCCAUCGACGCCAUGGCCCAGCGGAACGCCGACGAAGUUGUUUUGGAAACUGAAGAGACCAACACCCAGGCCAUGCGCCUGUACGAGCGCCUGGGCUUCCUGCGCUCCAAGAAGCUGCACAGGUAUUACCUCAACGGAAACAGCGCCUAUAGGCUGGUCCUGCUACUCAAGACCAUCGACCCGGACGCUGUCCUCGAGGACUCUGAUGGCCCAUCUCCAUGA